ACGCAAUUGGUUAUUGUCGGCCAUGAAACCGAACUUGCGGAUUUAUAUAUUGCUUUGUUUGUACGGUGUACCACCGUGCAGUACUGGGUUAUGGGGAUUAAAAAAAUACCACGGGUUAUCAUCUGCCAUUGGGUUAUGGCAAAAGACAUGGGAAGGUUACCAUGUCUUUUUGGGCAGGAGUCAACUUGGGCUUCAUAUUUUGCUGUUGGAUCUUUCUUGCUUGUGUUUGCGCUUUGUCGCGCUCUUUCUAUGCUGUUUUUGCUUUGCGGAUUUUCUCAUUGUUCCCAAUUACCUAUGCACCAUGUGGAUUUGUUCAUGGAAACCCCCGAUUCCGUUUGGGUUUCCCUGACCUUUUAAGACCUAUACCCCAUCUUUUAUCUGAACCUUUUACAUUCCAUUACAUAUAUUCCCCCUUUUGCAACUCAAUUUCCAUCUUCUCUGCGUGCUCUGACGUCCCUGGUUUGCUUGCCGUUUGAUCAUCGUGCAUACACACAUACAUGCCCUAGUUGAACCCACUCUGCCAUCGCGCAGCCAUCUCAAUACACAAACUUCAGAUGCCAAACCCAUUCCCAAUUGCU
Molecule: messenger RNA, 578 nt
Organism: Aaosphaeria arxii CBS 175.79
Lineage: Eukaryota; Fungi; Ascomycota; Dothideomycetes; Pleosporales
Exons: 1
Coding region: 162-476 (104 amino acids)
Source: RefSeq, a predicted model, not a curated record